UUGAGCUCCAGGUGUUUCUCUGGCAAAGGGGAAUAACUCGUACGUGACUGUAUAUUAACAGCGGAGUGUUUUAUGUAAGCAUAAGAGUAGCGAGCAUGUUAAUGUGUCCCUAAACUGUAACUUAGUGUGUACGUGUCUUUAUCUUGGAGGGUUUCGACUGAUGGUUAGAGAUGUUAAACUUGUCCCCUUCGGUUUAUCGCAAAGCAGAAGACGGUGAAAGAACAGUGACCAGCAAGAAGGUCUACUCCCGGAGACCUUGGUAUGCUCCGCCCAUUGACCCCAUAGACGUAUUGAAAGAAGACCUUCGCUAUAAUUCAGAGUACGACUCAGAAGACAAGGGUGAUCCUGGUGAAGAGUAUUAUGGAGGUGUAGGCGAAGAUCCUAUCUUGCCAGUUGAAGUGGAGACUUUGGGACAGCUAGACUCAUCAACCACGAAUCCGAGAUACGAACAAGCGUCUACUGGUGCUAUUGCUGACUUCUCAAUAGCAAAUUCUGUAAAUUUAAGAGAAGCCGUUUUGGUAGCUUUGGGUGGAGCAAGUGCUGCACUUGUGUUGCUCAUCGUGAUGGCAGGAGUAUUCUGCGCCCGUCGUCGUAAGAAUAGCCCCUCUCCGGUCCCCUCACCCCCGAUUCUUGUCUACCCUGCACACGAGAUCACAGCGCCGUGUUAUCUGACCAAGGAAGUGAACUUCUCUCUGCCAACCCUUCGUUCAUCAUCACUCGGUGAGCUUCGAGACGGAAGCGUAUCAAGUCUUACAAGUGACGUAUUGUGUCCACCAACACCCACACAGUACCGAUCUAACUCUUUCACCAACACUACGGAGAUCGGGGUGUUAGACCCUGCUCUUUAUAAAUCUGAUUGCCACGUGGAAGAUUAUCUAUGGCCUGAAGGACACGUGGGUCGAGUGUGGUUCACGUUGAAGUAUGAAUCUGAAACAGAGACGCUCCAAGUGCACAUCAUCAAGAUAAAGCAUCUGCCGUCUCGUACUCCGGCUCUCGCCAACGCUUGCGAUCCUUACAUCAAGAUCCAAUUGAUGCCAGAUGAACGAAGAGUUCUACAAACGAAGCCAAAGAAGAAGACGUGUAACCCCUUCUACGAUGAGACCUUCGUAUAUCAAAUACCGCCGGGUAAGUUGGAAAGUCUUACACUGAAGUUGUCAGUGAUCGACACUGGUCGUGUUGGAAGAAACCAGCCUCUCAUUGGACACAUUAUCUUACCACUCAGUGAACUAGAAGGUGUGGCACCUGAUGAAGAACCUCAACUUUACAAAAUGGACAUUGAAAAGGAGAUUCAAGAGCCUACCUCUGACUUGGGAGAAGUUCAAGUAUCGUUACUCUAUAACGAGAACCUUCAUCGACUCACGGUCACUGUCAUAGAAGUAAGAGGACUCAAGCUCGAUCCAACAAGCAAACGAGAGAUGGUAGCACGGGUGACGCAAGAGAGAGCAUGUCGUGGCGUAAGAGCUAGAAGGACUGCUGCUGUGGAGGUGUCAGAAGAGGGCAACGCGCUGAUAUCAGAGUGUUUCCACUUUAGAUUACGUGCUGACGAACUUCACACCACCAGUGUCACUGUACAAGCUCUGCAACCACACUCCGUAUAUGCCAAAGAUCGUCUUCUGGGAAAAUUUGUACUAGGGUCAUAUAUGUUUGCAAGAGGUCGAGCCUUACAACAUUGGAACUCUGCAAUCGGUAAUCCUAUGGAACAAAUAAAACAAUGGCAUCCGCUCACAAACUAAGCCGACUUAAGCCAAAUGAACACGGAUCAGACAGAUACUUAUGAUAAUAUAUUCAUUAGAUAGAUCCUUACGUCCUUGAUAGUCUUACUUUCAAGAACUGUGUUUGACAUAUUUUUUGGAUAUUUAAACAGUUGCGUUGCAUUGCAUCUAAAGUGAGAUAUUUUUUUGAUUCAUUAUUAUAUAAUAUAUCAAUCAUAAUAUUUUCAUGUUGAAUUCUCAUAAAUCUCAAAUAUUAUGUUUUAAGUAUGAAAUUGCCAUUUUGUACCGCAAAGUUCUUUGGAUUGUUUUAUUGGAAUUUAAAAUAAAUAUUUGCUCUGGGGAUCUGGAUUCCACAAGAGUUGUAACGCUUUUCCGAGCCGGGUGAGGUCUAGCAUCGUCAUGGAACAAUAAUGAUGAAGAUCAGUUGAGGAGUGGGUGCUGUCUAACUGCGAAUGGGAGUUAUUGCUAGACCGGAUCUGAGGAAGCUGUAGUAAAUUAUACCAUAAAGUGACCACCAAACGUAAACCCCUUCAUUUACAUGCCGGCUCGACAUGGUGAGAUAUGUAAUGUACAUUACCUCAAAAUGCGAUAUACCACCCGCAUCGGGUUGAAGACUGGCAUUCCAAGACCGCGCGUUUCGCGAGAAAUUUCUUGCCUCGCACAGCCACUUUGUGGAAUCAAUUACCAGCUGCUGUUUUCCCGAAUCAUUAUAACCUAGGGAUCUCCAAUAAAAGAGCAUACUCCUUAACGGCCGACAACGCAUUUCUUGACACUUGUUGUUGCGGAUGUCCAUCGGCGGUUGCCUCACCUCUCCCUAUCCCGUGAGCCUCUUGCCCGUUUGCCCCCUCUUAUAUAUAAAAAGACAAGUUUUAAGGCGUGCUUCUCUCUGUAGGUUAAAUCAUGGGGCCCCGAUUUUAUAUUACCGAUUUGGUGCAAAUGUCAGGUCAGCGUUGCAGAUAUGAAAAGUUUCAAAUUCAUUCAAUUCAAUUAUUAACAUUGAUAGCUCGUUUUCCUCGGGUUCAUUCUUUAAUCUCUCUAUAGAAGACAUUAAAUUUAAAAUCUCACUGUGCCUUUAUUAGGCCUACUAACUCCAAAUACAGCAUUGAAUUAUAAUUGUUAAUGCUGAUAUUCACGCCGAAAUGCGCAUGAAGAAAUUACUCUAGUUUUUAAAUUAUGUAUUCAUUUACUUUCAAAGCCGAAUAAAAGAACAAUUGAAAGUAAAUAAAUUUGUUGAUAUUUUUUUAAAUCUACAGUAUUAGGGCCGUCAAGUGAACUAAUGUUUAACUUAGGAAUCUCUCGUCUAAGGAGGUUUCAUUAAACACCAAAAUGGCAAUUUCGUACUUAAACACCGGUUAUAAGUUUACAGCAUUUAAAGUCUAUGCAAUGCAUUUGCAUGUAAUGAACAUUGUAAAUAUUAUUUAAGGCUUAAUUUUUUUUGUGAAUCUUGAAGGAUUGGUCUCCGCUGCACAAUAACUAGAUACCGCACUACCUAAGAACAAUAGUUUCUUUAUUGCGACAACUAUUAGAUGCUUACGUGCGUGGCACCUUGACACCCAAUGGCGUCUUUGAAAUUUUGUUACAAAUGCCUCGUGUUAUUUUAUUUGAAAUUAAUUAAAAACAAAAUACAUACUGAUGAUAUGUGAUCCCAGUGUCUUUCUUAUUUCUUGUAGUAUUCUUUUUACUAAGUUUUACUACUCAACCCGGUCUUUAAGUUUCAAUUUAUAGCAAAGUUUAACAGAACAUGUGGCAUGUCAACGUCACACAAUGUUCGAUACUGGCUCGAGUACGCUCAUUUGACCGUAGUAUUUGUUGCCGCACUUUUCGACUACGCCUGCGGUAUCUAGUUGGAGCGUAUCGGAGACCAAUCCUUAAUCUAAGGAUAUCACAUUAAAUUAGCUAGUAAUGUAGUUUGUCAAAAUUAUUGAAAAGUAUUAUAUUUUCGGAACAUUUUGAUUAUUGCUAUAAUGUAAAUUUUAAAUUAUAUCCUCAAAUAUUUAAAUACUAAUAUUGAUUGUUUUUUUCAUAUAUUUCUUAUAUUGCAACAUAAGUUAAAAAAUUACUUAAAGUUUUGUAUGACUAGAAUAAUUAUCGCCUUAAAUAUUC
Molecule: messenger RNA, 3815 nt
Organism: Leptidea sinapis
Lineage: Eukaryota; Metazoa; Arthropoda; Insecta; Lepidoptera; Pieridae
Product: synaptotagmin-15-like
Exons: 12
Coding region: 171-1733 (520 amino acids)
Biological process (GO): regulation of calcium ion-dependent exocytosis; regulation of dopamine secretion; cellular response to calcium ion
Molecular function (GO): calcium-dependent phospholipid binding; syntaxin binding; phosphatidylserine binding
Source: RefSeq, a predicted model, not a curated record